Raphanus sativus (radish) is the source of this 499-nucleotide messenger RNA. RefSeq lists its product as uncharacterized. The transcript has a single exon. NCBI's taxonomy places the organism in Eukaryota, Viridiplantae, Streptophyta, Magnoliopsida, Brassicales, Brassicaceae. The record is from RefSeq and is a predicted model, not a curated record. The coding region runs from base 109 to 354 and encodes 81 amino acids.
AAAGAGGAUGUGUAUAUAAAUACACCUAACAAGUCGUUCUCGAGCUCUACCAAUCCGAAACUCUGAGAUUCCUUUGUUUCAAGAACUGAGUAAACAUAACAAAAAAAAAUGGCAUCAUGGAAGAAAACAAUAGCAACACCAUUCAAAAAGGCUGCAACACUCUUCAACCAACCGCAGCAAUCGCCAAGAAAGGGUUGCGGCGGUGGGAAAAUGGAUGCCAAAGCUAGGGAAGAGCACGAGAGGAGGAUGGUAAGAGAGCUUCAAGGAGAAGUCAUGGCUUGUGGAUACGAUGAUGUUCUCGUAAUGUGGUCUAUUCUCGACAAAUCUAACUCCUCCAAUAACCUCACUUCUUAACCCAAACCAAACUUAGACAAAUGGUUUUCUUAUCUGCUUUUUGUACAUAUAUAUCAAAAGUGGUAUAAGCGCGCCUUAUAGCGAUCACCUCCUUCUCCUCUUCUUUUUCCUAUAGUUACCCUUUCAUGUCUCUUUGUAAGGUCUA